Molecule: messenger RNA, 1527 nt
Organism: Schistosoma rodhaini
Lineage: Eukaryota; Metazoa; Platyhelminthes; Trematoda; Strigeidida; Schistosomatidae
Source: the annotation of a GenBank genome assembly
AUGGUUAGUAUGUCAAGUCUUUUUGGCGAGAUAUGCCAAUUAUUUUGUUGUCCUCCUCGACCUUCUCACAUCGUGGCGAAAUUGGCAUUUCUACCGCCACCACCAACUUACUCUAUCAUAUCAUCAGCUAAUGACUCUACAUGUUGUAUUGAGUUCAAGCCUGAAGCUGGUUGGCAAAUAUCCGAGGACAUAAAAUCCAAAUUAACAGUUUUCUAUACGUUGACGAAGCGUCAAUCUCGAAUUGUUUGUAUGCAUAUUCCAGCAAGUUCUGUUGUCUCACCUUCACAGUUCUCAUCAAAUAUAUCCUCUCGUCGUGGCCUUUCUGGCCAGUCAAGAAUGAGAAGUCCCGCACUCAGUGUUAGUUGUCCAACUCUUACAGAUGAAGGUCGAUUCGGAUCGGCUCAACAUAACUCACCACAUCAACCAACUUAUACGGUAUUAUUCAGUCAUGGAAACGCAGUUGAUAUUGGUCAGAUGGCUGGAUUUCUUCAGUCACUAGCAUAUCGUUUCAGUGUAAAUAUUCUAUGUUAUGAUUAUUCAGGUUAUGGCGGGAGCUCUGGUCAACGGUUAGAAGAGAAUUUAUAUGCUGAUGCUGAUGCAGUAUUGAAUGAAUUACGUGAACGAUUUAAUGUACCACUUAAUCGUAUUGUAUUAUAUGGACAGAGUAUUGGGACUGCUCCAACAGUUGAACUAGCGACUAAAUAUAAAGUUGCUGGUGUAGUUCUUCAUUCACCAUUCAUGUCUGGUCUACGCGUUGUAUGUCCUGGAACAACUAGACGUUUCUGCUUUGAUCCAUUCACAAACAUUGAUAAAGUAUCUCGGAUUCUUUCACCAACAUUAAUUAUCCAUGGAACUGAUGAUGAGAUCAUUGGUAUAGAUCAUGGAAGAGAAUUAUAUUCUCGGCUUACUAAUCCUCUUGAACCAGCUUGGAUUGAAGGAGCAGGUCAUAAUGAUAUCGAAUUAUUUUCUGAAUAUGCAACUCGUUUAGAUCGAUUUUUUAAUGAAGAUAUCAUUGAUACAGAGUAUAGUGGAAGUCCUUCAAAUAUAAUCUCUUCUGUAGAAGAAUCUCUUCAUGCUGAAGAAGCUUCAGAUAUUACUCAGCAAAUAUCUGAUCAUAUGAAGUCUUCCACUGUGUUGAAGAAAAAUGCUAUUUCAAGUUCUCAAUCAUCAACUUAUGGUAAUAUCUCUGAGGUUCCUGAUGGUGGUGCCUUGGAUACGGCGACAUCGAGUAUGUCUACGGACUCUACUUCAAGUGCAACAACUGUACAAAAACUUGAGUCUAUCACUGGUGAUGACGCUGCAGGCAUUUAUAGUGACAAUGAGAAGGUUAACACAAACGAUGAAGUGUGUAAUAAUACAGCCCCACAUUUAACUAACUCCUCAGAUACUUUGAACAAAAUUAAUUACUUGUGGUUACUGCUGUGUGUGUAUUUUGAUUUUGGAAAAACCUUUUUUUCUAUUCAUGAAAUCAGCAUGGAUAUUUUUAUGGAACCUGCGGUUAUCAAUAAUCUUUUGCAUUACACAUAG